AUGGUGUUUGGUGGAAGUGAAGAGUUGACGGAGCAGUUAGGCUUUUCACCACCUCUAAACCAAGCUGCGUCGAGACGUCACCGGCCAUGUACUUUGGGUGAAGCGGCGGAUGUGGGUUCAGCUGAAGUUGGGAAAGAGGGCUCCUUAGAGAAGCAGAAAGAGUGUCCAGAAGCUGGUGUACACAUGGACGGGACGGAGCAGCUGAACGCCGAACCACAGUUGGAUAGUGCAGAUUUGGUGGACAGACAAUUGUGUACCGGUGAUGUGGAAAGAGAGAAGGUUAACGAUGGACUGCCCACAGUGGACGACCAAACAAGCCUGUCUGUUCGCACGUCUCCAACUGUAGAGAAUACGGGUGGAUCAGCAGCAGCAAGGCCGGAGGAGCCUGCUGAACAUGCUUUGGUUGGAGAUAAAGUGUUGGGGAGGAAUGAAGAAGUGGAAGAAACAGGUUUUGGUGAUUGUCAACUACAUGCCAUUAUCGACAACAUCAUCAGUGACGGCAGGACACCUCAGCUGCGUGGCCAAACUCUGGAUUCGAUGACCACGACUGUGGCUCUUCCAGUGAAAGUGCAAACCUCUCAGGUUGGCAGCACUCGUAAUAUGACUAACUCUUUUGGAGUACCGUCUAUGUAUAACGUAUGGCCUAUGCAGUCUGCCUCGUUGAUGGUUUCUUCACGAAAUGAUGGAGAUGGGUGUCGGGAGAAAGUUUCUCAUGCCUCUCUUUUCCGUGAACCACCGAAGGUUUUUGGGCGUGAUUUAAGCAAGGAUGUCGUUAGUAGUAGAGAUGAUUGUGUGGAUGUUAUGGACGUUGAGGCUGGCACCGGCACGGAAGUGAUGGCGGAAGGAGAUUCCUCAUGCGAUAGAUGUGGUCAGCCUCACGUGGAUGACGAUAUGGUGGAUGCUGAUAUGCCAGAAGAGGCUGUCCACGUGCCAUCUGUGGCGAUGGAUGUAUCUGGUACAGUCGCAGUGUCCACGGGGCCGGCAGCCGUAGAGGAAACUGCGAAGGCUCAAGCCGGGGAGGAAGAUGUAGAUUAUAUAUCUGUUGGUGACUCCUCGCCCCCACCCCAACGAGCAGCGCACCGUCCUUCUGAAAUGGAGACUGAGCUUGCCAAUGCUAUCCGUGAGGCGCCGGUAGUUGAACAAGGCUGUCUGUUCCCGGAAACAGAUCCUCAAGUCUUCGACCUCUUCAAAAAAACACUUUCAGCUGACAGAGACUUGUUACACAUUUUGCAGGAUAAGUAUGAUCUGGAUAACACUUUUUUCUUUGAUCUCUCUGAGAGCCAGAAGUGGAUAUCGACGAAGCAUAUGGAGGUUUUGAUGUCUUACCUAGGAGCGAAGCACUCCGAGGUUUUGGCGAAAGAGCAGUCCUCGUUUGCUUCGCCUUGGCUUAUUAGCCACCUUCAAGGAAAGUAUAGAAAGUUCAAGGCCGCGAUCAACAAGGAGAAGGUCAGAUGGGAUGAAGAUCUUAAAAAAUUUGUGAUGGUCCCAGGGCAAACGUGGCUUGAAGAGGUGCACACAAUAUACGCUCCAAUGAUAUGGGAGGAUAGGCAUUGGGUUGGAUUGGCAAUUCAUCUGGGUACGAGAUUUGUGGAGGUGUUAGACCCAUUCCCUUCACUGUAUGCCGAUCGGAAGGUGAAGAACUUCAUGGGACCAGUUGUGGACAUGCUUCCCCACAUCCUCAGCAAUAUGUGCCCAUCGGCUACCCAACGAAAGAAGCCUUUCACCUAUGCACGGGUACCCGAUAUCUACGAGAAUACGCGUGCGGGUGACUGUGGACCGGUGGCAGUUAAAUUCCUGGAAAUGCAUGCGUACAACGAUCCCGCGCCUCAGCUAGCCGGGAUUACUGAUGUAAUGGUGGAUGAAUUCCGCAAGAGCUAUGCGGUGGAGCUGUACAGGGAAUUGGUAGUACCUCUAUACUUCCCACCCUCGUCUCAGUAA
Messenger RNA from Microthlaspi erraticum, 1938 nucleotides. The record is from the annotation of a GenBank genome assembly. NCBI's taxonomy places the organism in Eukaryota, Viridiplantae, Streptophyta, Magnoliopsida, Brassicales, Brassicaceae.